Molecule: messenger RNA, 2870 nt
Organism: Fusarium verticillioides 7600
Lineage: Eukaryota; Fungi; Ascomycota; Sordariomycetes; Hypocreales; Nectriaceae
Exons: 1
Coding region: 326-2449 (707 amino acids)
Biological process (GO): protein deubiquitination
Cellular component (GO): cytosol; nucleus
Molecular function (GO): cysteine-type deubiquitinase activity; cysteine-type endopeptidase activity
Source: RefSeq, a predicted model, not a curated record
GCAAAAGCUGUUCCAACACGACCACAUCUCAUUGUCGCAAUUGCCUCUUCUUCCCCUGCCGAUUUUCUCGCCUCAUCAAGUGGCGAUUCCAAAUUACAUAUUUCUGCCAACUGCGUUAUUUCAACCACCGUCCAAAUCCGCUUAUCGCAUCAAUUUUCUCUGUCGCAUCUUCACGCCCAUAGAACUAGGAGGCCAUGGCUUACCUUUCGAUCGGCACCAAUAUUCUACCACUACUUUACUGAUCACGGGUCCGAGGCUAAAACACUCCGAGCUGCGCUGCGACUUCGAAUUUCUAGGCGGAGGUUAAUCCGGCCUCCAAUACAGCAUGACGUCUCAACAUCCUGACUUCGACGAGUUCUACGACGAUCAAGUGGCAGCUCAUCGACAGCUCUUUCCACAGCAGAAUCCUUGGGAUCGCAUCACCCAACCGAGUGUCCUAAUCUCUUGUCUCAUCGUUGUCAUCACUAUUACAUACAACUUAUAUGCUUCAACAACCACCUUUCAAGAAUCAAUACGCCUUUUAGGAACCACGCUCUGGGACGGCCUUGUAUUCAUUGUCCCUGAGAGCCUCCUGAAUGCCUUGGAUACGCCCGAUAAUUCUACUGCAACCGCAACCUCCGAGCCGAUGUGUCUCGUCGAACGAAGCCACCAUGCCGUCAAAAGCAACAAGAUGCGGAGGGUUUUGGGGUUGACUCACCCCGGCGGCGUCAUGUCCUCAGUCUUUGAAGUUAGGAAACGCGCCCUCUCCAUGACCGGCAGCGUUCUAGGCUUGAAGACCGAAUCCGAUCGUCCACCAGGUCUUGGCAAUAUGGACAACUCAUGCUACCAGAAUAGCAUACUCCAAGGACUUUCAUCACUCAAACCUCUACCUGAAUACCUCUCCACCUAUCUUGAAGCAUCGAAUAAAAGUGGCGAUCAAGACGUUGCGCAAACACUACGGACUCUUAUCGCCGACCUGAACGACGUUUCGAAUUAUGGGCGCACGUUAUGGACUCCAAGUCUGCUCAAGUCUAUGAGCACAUGGACCCAACAGGAUGCUCAGGAAUACUACUCCAAAUUAUUAGAUGAUAUCGAUAAGAGUGUCGCAAAAGCUAUCAAGAAUGCACAACCUCAACAUCCCGGUCUGGCCGUUAAGAUUGACAAAGACGACGCUGCUGUAAGUGAGUAUAGCGACGACAGUGGUUAUCAAAGCAUAAUAUCUUCACCCGAGAUCAAGUCGAGCCACAAUCCGUUGGAGGGUAUGCUCGCACAAAGAGUGGCCUGUGUUCGGUGUGGAUAUUCCGAGGGGCUAUCCAUGAUACCCUUCACAUGCUUGACACUGAGUCUUGGUUUGAACAAGCAUCAGCAUGACCUGUAUGAAAGGCUGGAUGCUUACAGCAAAGUGGAAGCGAUCGAGAACGUCGAGUGUGCCAAGUGUACCCUUGUGAAGCAUGAGGACCUUUUGUCUAAGUUGGUAGACAGGAUGCGACACAACGAGACGCCAGACGAGCACCUCCAAAAGGCUCUGCGCCGACUUGAGGCAGUGAAGCUAGCUUUGGAGGAAGACGAUUUUGAGGAAAAGACUCUGACGGAAAAGUGCAGCAUUCCGGCCAAUAACAAAGUCAGCUCUACAAAGACCAAGCAGAUUGUUAUUUCUCGUGCGCCAAAAAGCCUGGCUGUCCACAUGCAACGUUCGGUGUUUGAUCCUUCUACUUUCAACAUGAUGAAGAAUUCAGCUCCAGUCAACUUUCCCAUGACAUUGGAUCUUGGCCCGUGGUGCUUGGGUAGUGCCUCCAAUUCUUCGACUCAAGCAUCGAGUGCAGAGGAGAAAUGGGAUGGGGACCCUCGAGAAUCAAUGAUAGCUGGUGACCAAGGCUCAUCCAAAAUUACGGGGCCUAUCUAUGAGCUUCGAGCAGUGGUGACACACUAUGGGCGGCACGAGAACGGGCACUACAUAUGUUAUCGCAAAUAUCCACGACAUAGCCCGCCUGUCAAAGCAGCUGACGAUGAGGAACCUGAUAGCAAGGUGGAUAUUCAACCUGAGCUCGAACGACAGAAUCAAGAGAACGACAACGACGAACCUGGGAUGGACUGGUGGAGACUGAGCGAUCACAACGUCUCAAAGGUUAGCGAGGAUGUAGUGCUAACCCUCUCUCCUGGCGUCUUUAUGCUCUUUUACGACUGUGUGGACUCUACGAUGGCUAUGAACGAUCAAGACGAAAGUAUGCAAGAUGCCAAUGAGGUUGCAGAUCUGGGUGCCGCGACCGGGCUGGCCAGUGCAACGGACAAAACGGCUCAAAUAGCUCAGGGGCACGAAAUUCAAAAGUCCAAUGGCAAGCCAAAGGAGGGAUCGAAUUUGGAAGAAGACGCCACGUCAUACAUCGCAAAUGAUCAGGUUGCCAUUGAAACGACAACGCGCGGCUCUAAUUUGAUCGCCAAUACAGCUUCAUUGGUUCAUGUUACGCCAUAAUGCAUUGCAAAGCUGAAGGAUGGAAUUUGGAAAGGAAGAGGCGGUGCAUUAGUAGCCAGGGCUUCGAGUCUCGGUGCGCAACAGGCGAAGAGCAGGCACGCGUGGUGUCAUUUAUGGGUUUUAUUCAAAAGCAUAGCGAUGGCGUUAAAGAACCAGUUUACAAUGGUUGGCAUACCUGUUUAUUGUAAGAAGGGUCUGGGAUAAAGAGAUCAAGCGGUUCAAAGUGCAUGUAUUGCAGCUAGUUAGGUUAUUAUAAGGGUUGGUACCAAUGGUGCUACUGUGCACGGCACUAUAAUGCAUAGACGGGUCUCUCGGCUCAGCAAACCGAUCGUUAUCACAAGCCAGCCAGAAUGGAAUUGUGAACCGAAAUUGUUGUUCUCGCUUGGGUGAAUGGGUUAGUAUGACUAUCUUUCAGUGAGGG